Messenger RNA from Aspergillus niger, 270 nucleotides. RefSeq lists its product as uncharacterized. The record is from RefSeq and is a predicted model, not a curated record. Lineage: Eukaryota; Fungi; Ascomycota; Eurotiomycetes; Eurotiales; Aspergillaceae. The transcript has a single exon. Bases 1 to 270 code for a protein of 89 amino acids.
AUGAUCUGGACUGCCGCAUCAUGCUGCUUGCUGGCGUUCCCUGGCUCACAGUUAAUUGCUUUAUUGUUUUCUGCGACGUCUUUCAUUGCGUUAUGGUUUCGCAAGAGCUCACGGGAGUCCGGUGUGGUCAUUUUCUUGUUUUUGUGGGUUGUUUUCCCAAGGCAACAUCUCGACACCCGGCUGGUCCUGUGUGUUCAUCCUAGCACUCGGUGGAGUUGUUGUUUUUUCAUUGCCUUCUUCUUAUACGCUCUUCUACGCCCUAAUCAUUAG